UGAUGCAUUCACCGUCAUGUCACAUCGAUUUGUAGUUUUAUCUUCGAUGUCAUCGCUGUUCGGUUUCUGUGUUUAAAUAAUAUCUGCUGUCCACACAAUUUUUAUGUUUAUUCCUAAUUAAAGCCUACGUGUGAAAAUAUGAUUUUGAAGUCAUGUUAUCGCAUACAUUUUAGUCCGGUUACAAAACACUUAAUGUUUUACGUAAAGGAGGAUGCGCUGUUACGUCAGCGUCAGUUUGACAAGCAUGAGGCGCAUACUCCGUGCGAAUUUGUUGAGGCAGAUCAGUUUAUUUGGUAGAAAUCCUCCGUCUCAUGCCUCUGUUACAGCGGGUCAACAACGCGUCUGUGCACUGAGUUUCUGCAGGAAAUCAUCGAGUGACCGCACAAACAUGGACCUGAGUGACAUGAGGAAGAAGUACAAGGGAGAUGAAGAGUGCUUUGAGGAGAGCCAGCUUGUAUCUCUGGACCCAAUCAAACAAUUUGGGAACUGGUUCGAUGAAGCCACAAAGUGCCGUGAAAUCGGAGAGGCAAAUGCUAUGUGCAUCGCCACAGCCACCAAAGAUGGACGUCCGUCUGCUCGUAUGGUCCUUCUGAAAGGUUACAGCAGCGAGGGUUUCCGUUUCUUUACAAACUAUGAGAGCAGAAAGGGUUCAGAGCUGGAGAGCAAUCCAUAUGCAUGUCUGGUCUUCUACUGGGAACCCCUUAACAGACAGAUUCGCAUUGAGGGUACUGUGGAGCGAAUCCCUUUCCAGAGCUCCAGUGACUACUUCCACUCCCGACCAAAGAGCAGCCAGAUCGGGGCGGUCGUGAGCCGACAAAGCACUCCAGUUCCUAACCGAGAUUAUCUAAGGCAGAAAAAUGCAGAACUGGAGGAGAAGUACAAAGACACAGAUGUGCCUAUGCCUGACUACUGGGGCGGCUACAUGGUCAAGCCUUACCUGAUGGAGUUCUGGCAGGGUCAAACCAACAGACUUCACGACCGCAUCGUCUUCACCAGGCCGAAGGACGGAGAGUCUGAGCUGGGGGAGUUUCAGCACGCUGCAGAGGGAGGCUGGGUGUACCAGCGCCUGUCCCCAUGAGAAACACCUCAGCAGACACAGGAAAAAAAACCUCCCCAUCUUCACCCCACUGGAAGUAACCGCUCAUCUCUCAGUACUGAUGGAAACCAUUCAAUGUUGAUUAAAUAGGUGCUGCUGUGUGUAGGAUUUAUUAACAAGCCAAACGUCAUUGUGUCGCCUUGUUUUUCUUGAUCUCAUUUUACAUUUUAACAGUGGUGUGAAACAACCUGACUGCACUGUACAACUUUACAUUUUCCACGUAUUAUGAAAUGAAAAGACGCUGUGUGGUUUACAGAAAGAGAGCAAACUCCACCAAGUUCUAUCAAAUAAUGAUUGACAGUAAUGUUGGUUAUUCUGCAGUGUUGUUUGUUAACCUUUGGAUGUGUCUUAUUUCUUGAAAAGCACAAUCUGUACUUGUCUGAUGCAACUUUCUGUGGUCCAUUUUACACUUUACAGGUCUGUACUUUCCAAGAAAGUUUAGUAAAACUAUAGUGACUUUGUAAUAGUUACAGGGAAAAUGGAGAGAAAGUUCUGAGACAGUUGUUUGAGUUUGCUUGUUUGUGUUGAGUUUAUAAGCAGGUCUUGAUUCCUAUGGAAAUUGAUUAAUUUAAACCCAAAUAAAUACAAUUCCAACAAAAACGGAAUUUUAUGAACUCUGUAAAGGAAGAAUUUCAUUGUACAGGUGUGCCUAAUAAAGGGGCCACUGAGUGAAUUUAA
Messenger RNA from Perca flavescens (yellow perch), 1774 nucleotides. It is a transcript of the gene pnpo, whose product is annotated as pyridoxamine 5'-phosphate oxidase. The transcript is spliced from 7 exons. Gene Ontology annotation, biological process: pyridoxine biosynthetic process; pyridoxal 5'-phosphate biosynthetic process. Bases 212 to 1078 code for a protein of 288 amino acids. NCBI's taxonomy places the organism in Eukaryota, Metazoa, Chordata, Actinopteri, Perciformes, Percidae. Gene Ontology annotation, molecular function: pyridoxamine phosphate oxidase activity; FMN binding. The record is from RefSeq and is a predicted model, not a curated record.